AUGGACCCAGAGGACGCCGACGGGAAGGAGAGAGGAGCCCAGAAACACCCUGCAAGGAGAACAGCAGAGAGGGACCGGGGGGCCAAGCCGGAGGGCAGCCUCGGCCUCGGGGACAAGGAGGUGGUCGCCCACGACAGCAAGUUCAAGAUGCCCAAGUUCAGGAUGCCUUCCUUCUGCACGUCAGGGGCAGCCAUGGAGGCCUCAGGGGACGUGUCCCUGCCAAACGCUGAGGCAGACGUGUCCCUGCCCUCCAUCCAGUCUGACGUCAAGGCCAGUGACCUCAGUAUCGAGCUGCUGUCUGCCGACAUGGACAUCAAGACAGGCGAGCUGGGAGUGAAGCUCCCGGAGGGCCACCUCCCUGAGGGAGAGCUCGAGGGACCCUCCUCCGGAAUGGGGUUCAAAGGGCACCUGCCCAAGGUGCACAUGUCCAGCAUGAAGAUGCCCAAAGUAGACUUCACGGGCCCCCAGGUGGACAUCAAGGGGCCCAAGCUGGACCUGAAGGGCGCCAAAGGGGAGGUGUCGGCCCCAGACAUGGAGGUUUCGCUGCCCAGUGUGGAGGUGGACAUUCAGGCUCCGGGCGCCAAGCUGGAGGGAGACAUCGUUCUGGGGGACACGGAGGUGGCCACCAAAGACAGCAAGUUCAAGAUGCCCAAGUUCAAGAUGCCUUCCUUCGGUGCAUCUCCACCAAGCAAGGAUUGGGGAACAUCAGUGGACGUGUCUAUGUCCAACACCACAGGGACGGCCACUCUCUCGCUCAUAGGAGGUGAGAUUCAAGGCCCAGAAGGCAGUAUCCACCUGCCAUCUCCUGACCUCGAGCUCCCUGGCGGAGAGGUGGAGGUCCCCUUGCAGGAAGGAGAGGUGACGCUGGGGGAGCUGAAGGGCAAAGUAGAAGGGGCCAGGAUCAAAGGCCACCUGUCCAAGAUGCAGAUGCCCAGCAUCAAGGUGCCCAAGGUGGACAUCAAGGGGCCAAAACUGGACCUUAAAUGUGCCAAAGGGGAGGUGACUCCUCCUGACACCGAGGUGUCGCCAUCCCGUGUGGAGGUGGCUAUCCAGGAGCCACACGCCAAGGUGGUGGGUGCCAUUGGCCUGGAGGACAAGGAGGUGGCCACCCGAGAGAGCAAGUUCAAGAUGCCCAAGGUCAGCAUGCCGUUCUUCCGACCAUCAUCCAGUAAGACGUACUCGGUGUCGGCGCCCGCCCAUGGAGGUGCCACUACUGCAGAAGUGACUUCCUCUCCUGACAAAGUGCGUACAGCUGUUGACUCAGCUGAUCAUUCUGUUUCCACGGGCGACGCGGGUUGGGAGGACGCCACACGUACGAAGUGCCAGGUGUCUCUCCCCAGAGCCAGCGUCUCUCUAGAGAUGCCUCGGGAAACCCCCUCUGAGUCCAAGAGGGGUGCGCCCCAGUUCGGCGCCCCCCGUGCUGCCGACCUCCCAUCCUGGGAGCCCGUUCCUUCGUCCCAAACUGACAGCCGCCCUGGCCCUGCGGACCCCCCGGUUCACACGUCUUAUGGCCGCGUGACUUUUCCUAAAUUCCAUCGACCAAAGUUCCGGUUUUCAGUCGCAGUGGCAGCCGAGGCCGAGGGAGAGCCCCGCGCCCUGGAGGGUGCCCCCUCCCCUCGCAGCCCCACACAGUUCCUGGACUCUGAGGAAGCCACAGUGUUCCUGGGCUCAGCCACUCCGCUGCCACCUGCAGACGUCUCCAUGUCCAGGGGCACAGAAGAGCCCACGGGUAGUGCUGGGACAUCUGCCAUGGCUGCAGGGGGGGUGCCCGUGGGCGACGUGGCAGCCGGAGCCGAGCGGGUUAGCUCGCAGGACAGCUGGUUCAGGAUGCCCUCGCUCCGCCUGCCCAGCUUCUGGCGCUCCUCGAAGGAGCAGGGGGGGCCGGGGGCACCGCGGGAAGGGGAGGCCCCCGCUGCAGCCAAGAGUCCAGGGGUCUGUGCUCCUGGGUCAGAGGCAGAGGCAGCUGUGGCCCCAUCGCCCCCAGAGGCAGAGGCAGAAGCAGAGGCGGAUGCGGCGGAAGCUCUCAGGGGAGGUCUGCACAGCCCAGCCCCAGGCUCGGAGCUGCACCUACCUCCUGCCAGCAUGUCCCCCGAUGAGCCUCCCACUUCCCAGGCCCGGGUGGGGCCCGUCGAAGGCCCCCUUUCCCUUCAGACGCCUGGAGGGAGACUUUCAGAAACCCAAGCUCCUGCCAGAGGGGCAGGGAGCACUGAGCACCCGUCUACCCCACCGGAAGGCCCUCUCAGACUGAAGGCUUCGAGGACAGACGUGCCAGCCCAAAUCUCCAUCGUGGGUCGGGUCUGGGAGGACUCUGUGCUCACUGUCAAGUUCCCCAAGUUAAAGGUGCCCAGGUUCACCUUCCCCGCACCCAGCUGCGAGGCCGACAUCUUCAUCCCCCCGGCUGUGCGAGAGGUGUGGUGCCCGGACAGCAGCCUGGAUCUGGCCCUGAGCAAGGAGCAGCCUGGGGUGUGGGGCGUGAGCCUCCUGCAGGCCGGCGCUGUGGGCCCCGGGCAGCAGCCAGUGGCCUUGGACCUCCCCGCGGAGGCCAGCCCCAUUUCCAAGGUCAGAGUCCACAUUCAAGGUGCCCGGGUGGAGAGCCGGGAGGUCACCAUACACAGCAGGGUCCUGGCAGAGCCUGCUGACUGGCCGGGACCCCAGGCUGGCUCCACUCAGAUCGCCCGGGAGUCAGAGAUCCCAGCCUCCGAGGUCCAGACGCCUUCUUACGGGUUCUCCUUGCUCAAGGGGAAGGUCUCCGAGAGCCCCUUGCGGGCCCAAGUGCAGGUGGUCACUCAGGGCAGCCAAGCCGCUUCCCAAGGUGACCGUGCAGCCCUGGGAGCUGACCGGGGGCCUGGAGCCCAGCAGCCCGACACAGAGACGUUUGAAAUCAUCUUCUCUGGCACCGACGAGGGACCCCAGACGGCCACGUCGGAAGGGAGCUCGGGCCUCCAGCCUGCAGACAGCGGUUUCGACGACGAGGAGCCCGCGGAAAUCCUCGAAUUCCCCCCUGAAGAAGCCCGAGAGGGAGAUGGGGCUGCCGGGGAGAAGCCGGAAAGCAAACGGUCCUCCGGGCGGUUCCGGUUUUGGCUUCCGAGCAUCGGGUUCUCCUCCGCGGCGGCCGAGGACACCAGCACCGCAGCCACAGAAGAGGAACCAACACCGGCUCCGGUCCAAACGCAGCCCGAGGCCCGCCCGGCGGCCGAGCUGCCCAAGAAGCCGGAGAAGGCGGGCCCUGGGACGGCAGGAGGCAGCGUCCACAGGGACAUGAGGUCAGGUGGGGAGGAGGCCGGGUCCCUGCCCGUGGUGGGUGGGGUCAUCCAGGUUGGGGGACUGGGACCCCCUAGAGGGGAGCUGACAGCAGGUCCCUGA
Molecule: messenger RNA, 3363 nt
Organism: Myotis davidii
Lineage: Eukaryota; Metazoa; Chordata; Mammalia; Chiroptera; Vespertilionidae
Gene: AHNAK2
Product: AHNAK nucleoprotein 2
Exons: 5
Coding region: 1-3363 (1120 amino acids)
Biological process (GO): regulation of RNA splicing
Cellular component (GO): costamere; nucleus; cytoplasm
Source: RefSeq, a predicted model, not a curated record